Molecule: messenger RNA, 2085 nt
Organism: Erythranthe guttata (spotted monkey flower)
Lineage: Eukaryota; Viridiplantae; Streptophyta; Magnoliopsida; Lamiales; Phrymaceae
Source: RefSeq, a predicted model, not a curated record
CUUUCAUAUAGCACAUUACUCCUUAAAUCCUUAAAAGCAUCCAGGGUUUUACGAGGUCGGAAAUAAUUUUUCAUUAGCAGAACUCUACCAAACGCCCCCCAAUUACCGAUGGCUUCUGCCAAGCAAAGGCCACAGGCCAAGAAAGCUGCUGCUGCCGAAGAUGACGGUAUGGAUCCAACGCAAUAUCACGAAAAUAGGUUGAGAGCGCUCUCGGCACAGAAGGAAGCCGGGAGUAAUCCAUAUCCCCACAAAUUUGAAGCCAAUUUGACGAUUCCUGAGUUUGUAAAGAAAUACGGAUAUUUAAAUAGCGAGGAACGUCUUAAAGACGUUGAAGAAAGAAUAGCGGGUCGGCUUAUGAACAAACGAUCUUCGUCAUCGAAGCUAUUCUUCUAUGAUCUACACGGCGGUGGUGCUAAAGUACAGAUUAUGACCAACGCAAAGGAUUCGGAUUUGCAAGAGGAAGAAUUUACUCGAUUUCAUUCUUCAGUGAAGCGAGGAGAUAUGUCGGGAUUGUUGGGUUCCCAAGGUAAAACUAUGCGGGGGGAGUUGAGCAUUUUCCCGAAAUCGUUUAUCGUCCUUUCUCACUGUCUCCACAUGAUGCCCCGUCAGAAGAUUGGUCCAGGCUCAGACAAUGCUAAGAUAACUGAUGCGUGGGUCCCGGGAAGUAGCAGAAAUCCCGAGGCUUAUAUACUGAAGGAUCAGGAAACACGUUAUAGGCAGCGUUAUUUGGAUUUGAUGCUGAAUAUGGAGAUUCGGGAAAUAUUCAAGACCAGGGCAAAAGUUAUUUCUUACAUCAGAAGCUUUCUUGAUAAUCUUUUUUCUUUAAAGGUUGAAACUCCCAUGAUGAACAUGAUUGCUGGAGGAGCCGCCGCGCGUCCAUUCGUUACCCACCACAAUGACCUCAACAUGCGGCUCUUCAUGCGAAUUGCACCCGAACUUUAUCUCAAGGAAUUAGUUGUUGGCGGAUUAGACCGUGUAUACGAAAUCGGGAAACAGUUUAGGAAUGAAGGAAUUGAUUUAACGCACAAUCCCGAGUUCACUACUUGCGAGUUCUACAUGGCCUUUGCCGAUUACAAUGACCUGAUGAAGCUAACUGAAGAUAUGCUCAGUGGGAUGGUCAAGGAACUUACGGGUGGGUAUAAAAUCAAAUACCAUGCCAACGGAUUGGACAAUGAACCGAUUGAGAUUGAUUUUACACCUCCUUUCAGACGCAUUGAUAUGAUCGAUGAGUUGGAGAAGAUGGCAAAUUUGAGCAUACCAAAUGACCUCUCGAGUGAGGAAGCUAAUAAAUAUUUGGUGGAUGCGUGUUCGAAAUUCGAGAUUAGAUGCCCCCCUCCUCAAACAACUACGAGACUGCUAGACAAGCUUGUUGGACACUUUCUCGAAGAGACAUGUACCAACCCUACCUUCAUUAUCAACCAUCCAGAAAUCAUGAGUCCACUCGCAAAGUGGCAUAGGUCCAAACCAGGCCUAACUGAACGAUUUGAGCUGUUCAUCAACAAGCACGAACUAUGCAAUGCAUAUACGGAGUUGAACGACCCCGUUGUGCAACGCCAGCGUUUCGCCGACCAACUCAAGGACCGGCAAUCGGGUGAUGAUGAAGCUAUGGCUUUGGAUGAAACGUUCUGCACCGCUCUUGAAUAUGGUUUACCUCCAACUGGUGGUUGGGGAUUGGGAAUCGACAGAUUUACAAUGCUGUUAACCGAUUCACAGAAUAUAAAGGAAGUUUUGCUUUUUCCGGCAAUGAAACCCCAAGAUGAACCUUCAAACAAGAAAACUCAGGAGGAAGCUCUCUCUCAAGGGCUUGAGAAGAAGGCGUCGUCUUGAGAAUUCAGAAGGCGGUGAAUAGUGAGGACAAUUUUUUUUUAUUUUAUUAUUAUUAUUUUUUUGUUUUGGCAAAAGAAACUGCUAUAUUAGAAUUUCAUUUCAUGUACUUUUCUUGAACAAUCAUGACUUAGAAUGGAUUUGCAUUAGAUGUUGCAAAUUUACACUACAUGGAUUUGAACCGUAGAUUUGAUUAUGUGUAGAUCAACUGGUAAAAUCCACGCAGUGUAAAUAACCAGAUGUAUAGCAUCUAAUUUCCCC